This is a messenger RNA of Neofelis nebulosa (Clouded leopard), 420 nucleotides long. Its product is annotated as KRAB domain-containing protein 5-like. The record is from RefSeq and is a predicted model, not a curated record. Lineage: Eukaryota; Metazoa; Chordata; Mammalia; Carnivora; Felidae. Gene Ontology annotation, biological process: regulation of DNA-templated transcription. The annotation marks the transcript as partial. The transcript is spliced from 2 exons.
UUUCAGGCACUCCUGACCUUCAGGGAUGUGGCCAUAGAAUUCUCUCAGGAGGAAUGGGGAUGCUUGAACCACAGUCAGCGGGAGCUGCACAGGGAUGUGAUGUUAGAGACCUAUGGACACCUCCUCUUCUUGGGUCUCAUUGUGUCAAAGCCAGACCUGGUCAUCGUUUUGGAGCAAGAGGAGGAGCUGUGGGGUGUGAAGAGAAAGGAGACAGUAGCCUCACACUCAGGUAGGUGGGAGUGAAGCACAUGACACAGGUGAGGUCCAAAUGUGAAGGAGAAAGAUAGACCUUAAAAUGUUGUUUAGGUAGCUCUCCUUGAAUGGAAUUUCAUUUGUGAAGCCUAGUUUGAUGUCUUUCCCUCUCACAGAGGGACAUCUGCUCUCUAACACAUCAUGCUCCUUGAUUCUCCAAGGAUUCUC